UUCACGGUGUGUUCAGGGGCCAGGCAGCUAUUGGAUCAAGGAGAGAUGACUACCAUUUACCAAAAUGAAAUCACACUGAAACCAUGCAGGAACUCAUAGUGCACCUUUUAAAGCGAGUCUAUGUAACUUUUGAAGUAAGAACUAACAUUCACCUUUGUUCGGUUCAGUACACUCAGGGUUUGCUGCUCCAGCCUCACUUGGUCUGGUAUGACCAGGCGUUUAUGUUGGCUAAUGAUAGCAAACUUUACAAAUAUAUUCAUAUACAGUAUAAACGACAUUAUUGAGUGAGUUUUUUGACUUCUUGACUUUUCUCCACUUGUGCUACUUUUACACUACAUUUCAGCCUUUGUCAUUAUUCUGUAAUUGUCGCUUGUGGCCACACUGGCUGCUAUUUAACUAAAGUUAGAGUUACAGUUAGAGUCCCUUAAGUCUGCAUUCAUUUCUGUCAAAGUUACAUUGUUGGUAUGAGGUAAUACUGUGCAGACUUUUCCAAACUUUUUAAACUGCAUUACCUCACAACGAUAAUGUGACUAUGACAAAAAUGAGUACAGACUUGAUGUUCACUGUGAUGGAUUACACAACUUAUGCAAUUGUCAAAAGUGAAUUGAUUUUCAUAUGGCAUAAAAAUGAAUGGAAGACAAUGGCCUCUAGAAGGAGAAAAGCUACAACUAAAUAUCUAAUACUAUACUGCAUUUGAAAGAAAAAUCGACAAAAAUGUGUAGUAUACAUGAUUUGUAGUUAAGGAACUAAAACUUGCAAAAGUACUGGCCCUGGCACUGUUUUUUCAUUGGCAUCGAGAACUACUGAGUCACAGUCAUUUUGCUGACCCAUCACAGGCACAUAAACAUAUUUUUCCAGCUCCGAUGAACACAGCAGGUUGUGGCCUCCAUUCACGCCUCCCACAGUCCCGUAGGGUCAGCUCCCGGCGAUCACAGCCCAUUGUGUCUCUGCGUGGGUGUCAGGAAGUAUGGCAUUGAGCUCCGCUUCCUUCCUGUCCAGCCCUGGAUCGCCGCCACCACACGGGGGUGAUUGACACACAGCCUUCUGAGCCGUGUUGGGCCCUGCUGCAGGAUGCCUGCAGGAUCACUCUUGGACUCAGUGCUGACUUCUGGGUCAUUGUGACAAACCGCAUCAGAGAAUCGUUAAUGGUGACCGAGUUGUGUGGAGCGAAGCGUCUGGGCUACUUUGGUACGCCUCAGUUCUUUGUGGCGCUGAAGCUGCUGGCGGCUGCCCAGUCUGGUCUGCCCGUCCACCUGGAGAGUGUAACGGCCAAUCUACCUCUGCCCAGAUUUGUAGGGCUGAAGAAUGAACCAGAGAUGCGAUACUCAGCCGUCCCUCCGAGCAUAGACGGUCAGGGGGCUCAGUGUGUGAGCGCGCCUGGCUCCGUGUGCCGGACUCCAGCAGACAGGAGCACCUUCAGACACCUGGAGGCCAAAGUGGAGAAGAAGGAACCUUGGUCCCCGCCGCGAUCCCCGAGCAGUUCACCGCCUCGCUCCCCACUCAUCUACCGCGGCUACCCGUACACCAAGAAGAGAAAUGGGGCCGACUCACAGAUCGCCUACGAAAGCAAACAUUCCUCACGGCCGAUCGUUCUGCUAGAGCAGCACUCCUCGCCCAGUAACCACGGGACCAGAGCCAAUGCAGACCAUCUUGCUAUGGCUCGGGCUUCCUCAUCAGAGAGGCUGGACCAGCAGGGUGCAGUGGACUAUUCUGACGAUGACCCCUGGAGGAUCACAGAGGAACAGCUCGAGUAUUACACUAACCAGUUCAAAACCCUGCAGCCUGACCUUGGGGCUCUCAUCCUGGGAACCAUUGCAAAGAACUUCUUCACAAAAUCCAAGCUCCCAAUACCAGAACUUUCCCACAUUUGGGAGUUGAGCGAUGUGGACAGAGAUGGAGCUCUCACGUUCCCUGAGUUCUGCACAGCCUUUCACUUGAUUGUGGCACGCAAGAACGGUUACCCUCUCCCAGAGAGCCUUCCCCCAACCCUGCGGCCAGGGGUCAUGCAACAGGAAGAGGACAUACCGGAUACUCCCGAAAGUGCAGAGCCUCUUAUUGUCUUUGAGGAUGCCGAACCAAGGCCUAGUCAGAUGGAUCGGAGCAUUAUAGAGAGGCUCCAGCCAAGCCUGGCCACAACAAAACAAGAUUUGAAAGAGGAAUCAUGUAAACAAGAUGUAGGUGUGAAGAGGAUGACAACAUCUCAAGAGAAACGGACUCUGCAAUUUGGUGGUUUUCCUGAUAGGCCAGAGGCGCCUCAGGACCUGGACCCACACAUGAGGACAAAAACCAGACCGAGGUCCCACUCCAGCACUUCUUUUGAAGAUACGAUGAAGAAAGCAGAAGAGCCCCCCACCCCUCCACCUCGCCCCCAGAAAACCCACUCCCGAGCCUCCUCGCUGGACCUCAACAAGCUCUUCCAGCAGGGUGCUCCAGGAAUAAAAAGUGGAUGGUUUCCGCCUCCUCCAGCCCUCCCUCCUAGACCAUUGACUUCACAGGUUUCUCAUUUUGUCAACGUUUCAGAGAAAACUGUGCAGCAGCCAAACUUUGCUGACUUCAGUCGCUUUAGAGAAGAGGAGGAGAGCAGUGUGAAGCCUGAGGAACAGGGUCCAUGCUCCAGAUUUGGUCCAAGUACCGAAGACUUGGCAAAUGCAUCUAAACAGGACGGGAUUGGAGUUUGUCACAGUCAGCCACCGCAGAAGCCGCUCCGCAGGAAAUACCACCCAGAGAGCCAGAACCUGGAGACGGGACCUCCACCUGCCAUGCCGUUCCCUACCCCCACCAAAUCUGCUCAGAAGCUGCUGUCCAAACAGAAGAGGGAGAUCCAGAUGGCGAUUCGUAAAAACAAGGAAACCAACGCGGUGUUGACACGCCUCAAUAGCGAGCUCCAACAGCAACUCAAGGUGGUUCACCAGGAGAGGGUCACCCUGGAGUCCCAGCUGGAGCUCCUGCGGCCCCUGGCCCCGACGUGACCGAUCCUGGAGUCUGAUUAAAGUCACGUCACAUUACGUGUGUGUGUGCGUGCGUGCGUGCGUGCGUGCGUGCGUGCGUGCGUGCAUGCGUGCGUGCGUGUGUGUGUGUGUGUGUCACAGAAAUACAUCAGCGUCUCUAUAAAAUAUGAAUGUUUGAGCUGACAUGAAUACAAAAUACAGUUGAAGGGUUGACGAUGGGGACAAACAGGGAUCGGACUUUUGGAUUUCUUUUGAUGAACAGCUCCAGUCCCACAUGCAAAUGUUACUCUUAACUUUUAAUGACGUCUUCAAGGAUUAAACCAUGUUUUUUUUGUUUUGUUUUUAUUAUCACUGUAUGAUAUGCACAUGAUAUUCUAACUUAUUGUUUUUCUCUUUUGAUUGACUGUCAGGUCUCUCCCAUGAAUCUUACUUUGCUUACACUACACGUAACAGUUUGUGCACACAUUGCCAUGCCUCGGAUACAUGUUUCAUGUAUGUUACAUGCUCUGUGUUAAUGACGGGAACUAAAGUGCUCUCUGUUUUUCUCAGUCUAUGUAUACAGUGCAUUUCAUGUGUAUCCCCAUGUGGUCUAGAGCAAGUAAUGGUGCUACAGAUUAGUUUCUGAAUCCGAUUACUUUUUGCACUUAAAGUUUAAACAACAAAAAAUGCACAUUUGCAAGGUUGUACCUUAUGUUAGAUAUGGGUUUUUUAGCUACAGAUUUCCAGCCUUCUCUCAAGAUUUGAUUGUCUGUUGUCACACUGUAGCACUGGCACAUGGGGCCAUAAGGACACUGAAGAAUGUUGACACUGGAUUUGUAUGAAAUAUGGGUUGAAUGUGGAUAAUCUACUUGACAAUUUGCUCCAUCUUUAAUGUAAGCGCUGUCUGACUGUUAAUUUUUCUUUAACCGCCUUAUGUUUAUUAUCAUUUGAAGAGUUAUUUCUGCAUUGCAAGUUUGGACAUUUUUUAUUUCCAAGACCAUAAAAACAAAAACUGGUGUUAUCAGUCCAGAAAAAAAAGAGCACAAUAUUCUGUUUAGCCAGAUAGAUUUCAAAACAGCUAAUGUUAAAAUGUGGUUUUGAUUUUAUCUAUGCAAAGAUGUGGUGCUGCGUACACUUGCUUUAGACCAUUUACCAUCAAGGAGAAUAAGGAUAUUUGGGGAAAAAAAUGAUGUGGUUGAAAUACACAAUGGCAUGCUUGAUAAUGUAUGUUAUGCUAAAAAUGAUGUGAGCAUUGGACUGUGAACUGACCUUAAAUCAUGCACAACUACUGAGCUCUGUGCUGAAGACAAUGAUCCAAUUAAUCAAUAAAGUUAUCUAUUUUUA
Molecule: messenger RNA, 4271 nt
Organism: Perca flavescens (yellow perch)
Lineage: Eukaryota; Metazoa; Chordata; Actinopteri; Perciformes; Percidae
Gene: reps2
Product: RALBP1 associated Eps domain containing 2
Exons: 19
Coding region: 1146-2969 (607 amino acids)
Biological process (GO): endocytosis; endosomal transport
Cellular component (GO): cytoplasm; plasma membrane
Molecular function (GO): calcium ion binding; protein binding
Source: RefSeq, a predicted model, not a curated record